UCCAAACCUCACGAAGAAACAAUGCUAUUAAACAUCUCAUCCGCUCCAAUUUCUCAUCGAAUACCUAGCUUCCUCUCCAAGCUAAACAACCCAUCCAAAACCCACCUCCCAAAAUCUCACCUUUCCUUCACUUUCUUCAGAAACAAAUGAAACCCAUACGAUGGUGAAAGGAUCAGUUAUAAACCACGAGCUCUCGCCGGAUUCGAUAUUGGAAGUUUCGAGUCAGUUCUCGAAGCUUCAGCUGUUCUCACAGCGAUCAUAGUCGUCCACGAAACAGGUCACUUCUUAGCCGCUCAUCUCCAAGGCAUCCACGUCAGCAAGUUCGCGAUAGGUUUCGGUCCCAUCCUAGCUAAGUUCAAUUCCAACAACGUGGAAUACUCUCUUAGAGCUUUUCCUCUAGGCGGGUUUGUCGGAUUCCCUGACAACGAUCCAAACAGUGGAAUCCCUCUGGACGACAAAAACCUCCUCAAGAACCGACCUAUUUGGGACAGAGUGGUUGUGGUCUCAGCUGGAAUCGUAGCUAACGUGAUCUUCGCUUACGCUAUAAUCUUUGCUCAAGUUGUCUUCGUUGGCUUACCGGUUCAAGAAGCCUUUCCAGGAGUUCUUGUCCCUGACGUUAAGUCUUCCUCUGCUGGUUCUCGCGAUGGAUUGCUUCCUGGAGACGUUAUCUUAGCCGUUGAUGGCAGUGAGCUCUCCAGCUACGGCUCUGACUCCGUUUCCAAGGUUGUUGACGUCGUGAAGAGCAAUCCGAAUCGCAGUGUGUUGCUAAGGGUCCAGAGAGGUAAAGAAGGUUUCGAUAUCAUGAUCACACCUGAUAAGAGUUUCGACGGGACAGGGAGAAUCGGUGUUCAGCUAUCACCGAACGUGAGAUUCUCAAAGGUGAAACCGAAGAACGUAACAGAGACUUUUAGUUUCGUCGGUAGAGAGUUCUUUGGUCUCUCUUACAAUGUUUUAGACAGUUUGAAAAAGACUUUCCUCAACUUCUCUCAAACCGCUAGCCAAGUCGCUGGUCCGGUUGCCAUCAUUGCGGUUGGAGCUGAAGUAGCGAAAUCAAACGCGGACGGGCUAUACCAGUUUGCGGCAUUGCUGAAUCUAAACCUUGCGGUGAUCAACCUGUUGCCGUUACCGGCUCUAGAUGGCGGAACAUUGGCUUUGAUCUUGUUGGAGGCGGUUCGAGGUGGGAGGAAGCUACCGUUAGAGGUUGAACAAGGGAUCAUGUCGUCUGGAAUCUUGCUUGUGAUAUUUCUUGGUUUGUUUCUCAUUGUCAAGGACACGCUUAACCUUGAUUUCAUCAGAGAAAUAUUGUAAUCUCGUGCAAGGGAGUAUCAAAUCAUAGAUGAGUCAUCAUCAAAUGUCUUAUGAUCCCACAUACAAAAACGUUUAUAUUCUGAUA
Brassica oleracea var. oleracea is the source of this 1393-nucleotide messenger RNA. Its product is annotated as probable membrane metalloprotease ARASP2, chloroplastic. Gene Ontology annotation, biological process: proteolysis. The record is from RefSeq and is a predicted model, not a curated record. The transcript has a single exon. Gene Ontology annotation, molecular function: metalloendopeptidase activity; protein binding. Gene Ontology annotation, cellular component: membrane. NCBI's taxonomy places the organism in Eukaryota, Viridiplantae, Streptophyta, Magnoliopsida, Brassicales, Brassicaceae.